This is a messenger RNA of Monomorium pharaonis (pharaoh ant), 1430 nucleotides long. It is a transcript of the gene Nubp2, whose product is annotated as cytosolic Fe-S cluster assembly factor NUBP2 homolog. Gene Ontology annotation, cellular component: cytosol. The transcript is spliced from 7 exons. Gene Ontology annotation, biological process: iron-sulfur cluster assembly. The record is from RefSeq and is a predicted model, not a curated record. Lineage: Eukaryota; Metazoa; Arthropoda; Insecta; Hymenoptera; Formicidae. Gene Ontology annotation, molecular function: 4 iron, 4 sulfur cluster binding; ATP-dependent FeS chaperone activity; ATP binding. The coding region runs from base 128 to 991 and encodes 287 amino acids.
AAAGUUAAUGAAUAUUUAGGUUAGGAAAUCUGUCAUAACGCGUUGGCUGGGCACACACGAGGAGUGCAGAGGGAGGGGGCGGCUUUGGUCCCCUUCCGCGCCCACCUUGCCGAUACCCUGGGCAGAAAUGUUGCGUAAAGACAUCCCUACCGGCGGGGCGGGUGCGGGAGAAGACCUUUUUGCACUCCCUGUCGUGUGUGUGUGUGUUUCCGUCCCCACAGGAUAUACUUGCGUCGCUAUCGUCGUUGCAUUCGUCGAUUCGUACGUUUCAUGCGAAAACGCGCCGAAUAAGCAUAGUUUCAUAGUAGUAUUAAUUGGUGUUGGGAUUCUGGAUAUUGAUCUCUGUGGCCCUAGUGUACCUUACUUACUAAACUUAGAAGCGAAAGAUGUUCAUCAGUCUUCCGAAGGGUGGAUACCAGUGUUUGCUGAUUCAGAGAAAAAACUGUCGGUAAUGUCAAUUGGUUUUCUUUUGAAAAGCAAGAACGACAGUGUAGUCUGGCGUGGACCUAAAAAGAAUGGUAUGAUAAAACAGUUUCUGACAGAUGUUGUCUGGAGGGAUAUUGAUUACCUGAUCAUUGACACACCACCUGGUACCUCUGAUGAGCAUAUUACUAUCAUGGAGAACUUAAGAAAUGUAAAAUGCGACGGUGCGAUUAUAGUAACCACUCCACAAGCAGUUGCAGUGGACGAUGUUCUGCGAGAGGUGACAUUUUGUAGAAAAACUGGCAUUCAUAUAAUUGGCAUCGUUGAAAAUAUGAGUGGUUUUAUAUGUCCUUCAUGUACAGGAUGUACCAAUAUAUUCUCUUCAGGUGGUGGCAUAGCUCUUUCAGAAAUGGUAAAAAUCCCGUUUUUAAUUAAAAUACCAAUUGAUCCACAAGUCGGCAAGUUAGCGGAUAAGGGACAAAGUGUUUUGACCAUGUUACCUGACAGUCAAGUUGCACAAGUAUUUAGAAAAUUAGUUGAAGAACUUACCAAAAGUAAGGAGGCUUAAUUGCAUUAUGCGUAAUUUCUAAUGUUGUACAUGGCACUUGUUUAGUGAUGCUCUAUUCCUAAACAAAUUUAUUUAUAAGAAAUUGUAUAUACAAGUAUUUCUCUGUGAAAUAAUUGAUUUUAUAUAGUAUAUGAAGUUUCAAAAAGAAAAUAGUGCUAUUUUCUUAUCAUAGUACUUGUAAAUAUUAUAAGAAAAGGAAAAGGGAUUAUCAAAGAGCACAAAACAGAUAACAGACUUAAUAAUAGGCAUAGUUAAGUAUUCCAUUUUAUAUUUUUUCCCCUCAAUAAUAUAUUGGUUCAACAUGCAUUAGAAUAAAAUGCUUUUUGGCCGAUAUAAUUACUGUAGAGACGUAAUAGAAACAAUUAUACAGUAUGUCAUAAUAAUACUAUCUGUACAAUGUAUCUAAAAUUCCAUUGCAUUAAAUUUUUGAUACUGUGUA